Molecule: messenger RNA, 1176 nt
Organism: Tetranychus urticae (two-spotted spider mite)
Lineage: Eukaryota; Metazoa; Arthropoda; Arachnida; Trombidiformes; Tetranychidae
Source: RefSeq, a predicted model, not a curated record
CCAAAAAAUGGUAUAAAACGGGAAUCACUUCAGUUCUAAGAGCCAUUCUCUGGAAUUAUCAACUAGUUGUAGAUUGUAGUUGGACGAUCCUUUGACUGUAAACUUGAUCAAAAUGCGUUUCGCCCUCAUCGUGACCCUUUGCCUUGUCGGAGUUGCUUCUGCUGGCUCAUUGAACAAAAGAUUCAUCAGUGAAGAAACCUUCAAGCAACAAUCCGCUGAAUUCAAGGCAAGCCUUGACAAACUCCGAGAAGCUUUAUUGAACCGAUUCCAAAACAAUGGCGAUGCUGAAGUUACCGUUGAAAAGCGAGAUCUUCGAGAGUCAUUCAACCAGUUCAACAAAUUUGCUCAAACCAAAACUCAAGAAGCUUUCAACAACAUUCGACGAGUCAUUGACAAUUUGUUUAAGAAGAAUCCAUUCUUCGAUUCUGACGAUGAUGCUGAAGAUACAACUGAACGAACCAUUGUCAAGCGAAACAUCUUCCAACACCUUGAACGAAUGAACUCACAAGCUCAAGCUCAAGCUCAAAAAGUCUUCGAUGGUCUUCAACGAGCUUUCGCAAGCAUUUUCGUCCCAUUCAAGCCACAUCAUGGAAAUGAUGAUUCUGAAGAUUCAACUGAACGAUCAAUUUCAAAGCGAGAUAUCUUCGAACAUUUUGGACGAUUGAAUGAAUUGGCUCAAGCUCAAGCUCAAAAGGCUUUCUCUGAUCUUCAACGAGUUUUCGAUGACUUAUUCAAGAAGCACCCAGGAAGUCACGGAAUUGAAAUUGAAAUUGAAGACGGUGAAGUUACCACUGAACGAAUCAUUGAAAAGCGAGACAUCUUCGAUUUCUUCGGGAGAAUCAAUGAAAAGGCCCAAGACGAAGCCGCUAAGGUUUUCGCUCAACUCCAAAAGACUUUCGAAGAUAUCUUCAAGCACCACGAUGAUGAAGAUGAAGAUUCAACUGAAUCUAGCAUUGUAAAGCGAGACAUCUUUGAUUUCUUUGGAGAAAUCAACGAAAAGAUUCAAGACCAAGCUGGAAAAUUCUUCAACCAAUUCCACAAGCCAGGCCCAAAGCCAGCUCCAAAGCCAGUUGAAGAUGAUGAUGAAAUCGAAGUUGUAACCUCUGCUUAGACAAUCAACUAUUUAUAGUUAUCAUUAAAACCAGUAAUUUAAUAAACAAUUAUGAACAGUUGAAA